CUCACCACCCAGCCUCCCUCCCCCUCCGAAAAAUACAUAUCUUGCUAUACGAGUCUAGAUGACAUAGUAUAAAGUGUAUUUUGAAGCUUUCAAUAUUUUUUUCUCUGAACUGUGACCGCGCGGGAUUAAGCUAUAUAUCAUGGGAGAUUAAAAUAAGAGUCAUGUGGCUUUAGUUUGUUUAUAUUGAUUGAACCACAAAAAAUGAUUCCAUGAUGCACUUUCAUCCGAUUUAGCUAUAAUGUUUAUAAUUUUCCCUAUUAAUGAUAAUAUUCAUGAUCAAAUAAUUAUUCAAACCCUCUGGAAGCAGUAGCCCUUGGAGUAUAUAGUUUUUGUCAGGCAUCAAGGUACGGUGAGUAAUUUUAUUAUUUCAAAAUUAUACUUACAUGUACUAGGCCUAUUUAAAGGAUUUUCAAAUAAAGACGCUAAAAUCUAUAAAGGAAUUGUAAGUUCUAUAAUUCUCGAAAAUAGAAGUUGAUGCACAGUUUAAUUGUUGUUGUUCAUGUUUUGGUUUUCCUCAAAAAUGAGGGUUUUGGUGAGUCAAAAUAUACAACUUUAUAUAGAAUUAAAAUCUUGAAUAUGUUCUUCCAUAUUAGUUUGUUUAUAAGUAACUAUAUUCAAAAUAAUUUUAAAAUGUGCUUAUAGUGUUACGCUAAGGUUACUCUGCAAUAAUGGUAUAUAAGGUACAUUUUAAUUUGUAAGUGUAAAAAAUAUGCACAAAUUAAAUGCAUUCAAAAUGAUUAUGUGUUUUUUUUUACUGAACAUUGGAUACCCUAUAUAGACGUAAGAGAUGAAGAAGGGGCGACUGCAUGGGGCUGCACCCCAAAUCCCACGUGAAAUUUGAAAUUAUCGAUCAUAUACAAUGAGGAGGUGUCUUUGAAUUCAAUAAUGAUCUGUGUAUAAUAUUAAUGUUGAUGAUGAACAUUUUCUCGCUCGUCUAUCUAGCGGGAUCGUCUUGCAAAAACUGGAAGGUUGACAUUGGGGACGAGAUAAACAACCCCCAUUGUACCGUGCCCCUUUAUACGCAUUAUAAUUAUACACAAAAAUAAAUAUUCGUUGACAUUAUCAAUUUUGUAUAAAGGGGAGCCACAAAUUAACAAUAACUUCUAGUGCAUCUUCAGAGAUGCAAAAUUGCACACUAUAUCGAGUUCAGGUUGCUCAUUAGGAUAAGCCUCUAAAGAAUGAGAAUGAUAUUGCGGAUAUAUUUACUCUUCUUCACUCUUCAGACACUCCAAACAAUGAUUAGAUAAACUUCUCAUUAAAAACUACGCAGACGACGAGGAAAACAAUGUUCAGGUGGAUGCAUCAGAUGCCCCCAUUCUUUCUCUGGGAUUUACCACAACCACCACUACCACUACCACUACCACCACCAACAACAACACCGUCACAACCAUCAGCACCAGCCACUCCUCUUCUACAACCGCAACCACCACCACCACCACCGCUACCACCUCUUUCCUUCAAGAUUGCCCCUGUUCCUGGAUCCAAUGAAAAUGGAGGAUUGGGAUUCAUCGCUACAGAACAAGAACCGGCCAGCGUCUUCCAUCGGAUAGAAUUCAUCAUCUCCGUAUCCGUGAUCUCUGCCGUGCUCAUCAUCUUGAUCGUCGUCGCCGUCAUUCUCGCCAUCGUGGCACGAAGACGGAAAUAUGAGGCUGAAAGGCGCGCGAAGAGACUGCAGAUGAAGCGAGCUUCGUCCGUUCAUCGUUCGUUCCAUAUGACCUGUCUACACAAUGAUAUGUAUAGGUUCAGACCGGAUUCUCAUGAUGAAAUAAAAUCCAAUGCAAUUUGAAUUUUUAAUAAAAAUUAUGAAUAGAAAAGGAUGUUUAUAAUUUAUUUCCACUUGUAUACAGAAUCGUCUUUCGUCCUAAUGAUACGAAUUUCCUUCAGAUAAGUUUCCUUCCCAGUUCUAGAACUCAUUAUUUUUCGACUGCUUUUUUCAACAAUCGGUUUCAACAAUAAUAAUUAUAACAACAUUUUUCGAAAGGCUUUCAGAUUAAUUGAUAGUGCAAGGAAUUGACAGUAAUAAUUAUGUUUAUCAUUGUUGUAUUAAAUACCAUUUCCCACAGUGGAAUGGAUAUCUCAUUGCACCUAUAUACGAUAUGAAAUCAGAGUCCAUUAAAGGGAACCCUCCCCUUCUUCCUUUUCUCUCAAAAAGAAUUACUGUUUAUCAUAAUCAGACUGGCAGUAUUAUAGCUAUAAACCAGUCAUGUAUAGUUCCAAUUAUUUAUCAAAUUCCCAUAACAACAUUGGUGCAUACAGUAAUUUACAUGUCAAAGUGUGUAUGAGGAUGAAUAAAUGUCAUAGUACUUAAUUGUUUCUCAGUAUUUGUCAUUGUAGUUGUAGAUGCAAAAUGAUCUUCUUCAUCAGUGAAGUAGCAAAAGUUUAAACUUGUUUCGCUAAUCGAGCUAUUUUAUUUUCGCAAGAUUUGUUUAAAGAAGUAAAAAGAAGAAGUGUAUUAUGAAACCAUAUUACCCAUACAUUCCCCAUCCCCAAUAAAAUAUAGCAUUUUCUGUAUGAUAUGAUUUUGAUUU
Messenger RNA from Strongylocentrotus purpuratus (purple sea urchin), 2528 nucleotides. Its product is annotated as proline-rich receptor-like protein kinase PERK2. The transcript is spliced from 2 exons. The coding region runs from base 1286 to 1786 and encodes 166 amino acids. NCBI's taxonomy places the organism in Eukaryota, Metazoa, Echinodermata, Echinoidea, Camarodonta, Strongylocentrotidae. The record is from RefSeq and is a predicted model, not a curated record.